This is a messenger RNA of Nerophis lumbriciformis (worm pipefish), 489 nucleotides long. Lineage: Eukaryota; Metazoa; Chordata; Actinopteri; Syngnathiformes; Syngnathidae. The record is from RefSeq and is a predicted model, not a curated record.
AUGGUUCAGAUACGCGACACCGAAGGGUUGACGAGAGCGGCGGCCAGGGGGAACCUCGACGAAGUGCGAAGGAUUCUGGAAGAAUACAGGCUGCAUCCCGAUACGGUCAAUCGGUUCGGCAGGACGGCGCUACAGGUGAUGAUGAUGGGAAACUCUGGUGUCGCCCGUUUGCUCCUGGAAAAAGGAGCUAACCCCAACUUGCAGGACGAGGGCGGGAUCGCUCCGAUCCAUGACGCCGCUCGCUCAGGCUUUGUGGAUACUCUGCGCGUGCUGGUAGAAUACGGCGCCUCGGUGAACGUGGCGGACCGAUACGGUGCGCUGCCCAUCCACUUGGCCAUACGGGAGGGCCACCAUGAAGCCGUGGAGUUCCUGGCGCCGCUCUCUGACCUGAGGCACGCCAACGCCUCUGGCCAGACGCCCGUCGACGUGGCCCGGGUGUACCAUCAGCCCGACAUGAUCCGGCUGCUUUUCGAUCACAUUCGCUCAUAG